This is a messenger RNA of Oldenlandia corymbosa var. corymbosa, 902 nucleotides long. The record is from the annotation of a GenBank genome assembly. NCBI's taxonomy places the organism in Eukaryota, Viridiplantae, Streptophyta, Magnoliopsida, Gentianales, Rubiaceae.
AUGAGUAAUUUCAAUAUUCCUGAUCCUUGUUCUUCAUCGGGUUACAAUCAACUACAGCUCGUGCCUACAAAUGGGUGGUCAUCAUCUACAACUGAGCGAGGAGAAUCUUCACAUUCAAAGGAUGAAGAAACUUUGCCAAAUAUUUAUAUUCCGUUGGGGUACAGGUUUAAGCCCACGGACCACGAACUUCUAGUUUAUCUUCGCGAGAAAGUUGAUCACGACAUUAAUGUUGGUUUCAUCAUUCAUGAAGAUGUUUACCAGUAUGCGCCCCAGGAGUUGAUGGAUAAAUAUAAAGGAAGUGGGUUUUUCGACCUGAGUGAGGGGUGCAAGAUGUAUUUCUUUUCACCUGUGAAGAGAAAAGACCGCAGUGAUUCGAAGAACGAUCGGAGGGUAGCAAAGGACGGAAUUGUGAAAGGAUAUUGGAAAGCAUCUACGGCGAAAGUAGAAAUUCCAUCUCCGGAGAUGAUGACGGUUGGCCGCAGAUCCUCCCUUGUUUACUACCCAAAGCAAGAUAGUAGCUGGCUCAUGUACGAGUACCGACUCACGGAGAAAAUGUACUUAGGUAAUAAAGAGAGCGUCUCUCAUGUUUCGAAUAGGCCACGGGUUCAAGUCACACCGGGAGUUCGAGUCACAGGUCCUGUUUCCACUAUUGAAGGUAAUAAAGAGAGCGCAUUGGCGCUUUGUGUAGUUUAUAUUCGCGGAUCGAAGUCAAAGAAGGGCGAGGGCAGCUGAACUUGGAAGAAGAAAAAUUAAAAUCCUCAAAAUUGGAUUAUGGAUGGGAGUUUCUUGGGGACCAAAUACUCGUUGGCCACCUUUCGUAAAUAUAUUUUCAGUUGUUCGAGAGUAGAUUCUAGUACCAUCUUGGUUAUUGUUAUUCCAUUCCUUAUUAUAUUCAAAUUGUG